Scedosporium apiospermum is the source of this 762-nucleotide messenger RNA. RefSeq lists its product as uncharacterized. The coding region runs from base 1 to 762 and encodes 253 amino acids. The transcript has 3 exons. Lineage: Eukaryota; Fungi; Ascomycota; Sordariomycetes; Microascales; Microascaceae. The record is from RefSeq and is a predicted model, not a curated record. Gene Ontology annotation, cellular component: mitochondrion.
AUGUCACAGCAACUCAACCCGCUCCGGCUAUUCCAAAUAGCUCGGACCGCCGGCUUCCAGCAAAGCAAGCCGGUGCUCCGAAUGACCUUCCCGACGGCCAACCGCUCGGUUUCAACCCAAAUAUACCAACAAAUAAAAACCGGUCUCCGCUCAGCGCCCCGCUACACCGCCCGUACGGCUCCGAACCCUAGGUUUCGACCAUUCGCUCAGCGACCCCGCCGGCCAUUUAGCAGCACAUCGGGUCGCUUCCGGAGCUCUAAGGAGGGUUCUAAGUCAGAUGGAGAACCCCAGACUCUUGGCGCGAGGUUGAAGCAGCUCACGAAGGAAUACGGAUGGGUCACUGUGGCUGUGUACCUUGGGCUCAGCGCUCUGGAUUUUCCGUUCUGCUUCCUGCUAGUCAGGGUUGCCGGUCCUGAAAAGAUUGGUGAGAUUGAGCACAGCGUCGUCUCAUACUUGGGCCAGGUCAUCCCUGGGCCCGUGAAGUCGGCCUACCAUACCUCUCGCGAAUGGACGAAGAGCGCCUACGCGAAGCUAAGGGGCCAGUCCACAGACGAAGCUGCAGAGGAUGAUUUUGGAGUGAAAUCGGCGCAAGAGGCAUACCAGGUGCAAGCAAGUCUUGCUACCCAACUAGCUCUUGCUUAUGCUAUCCAUAAGAGUCUCAUCUUCCUCCGGGUGCCGCUGACGGCUGCUGUGACACCAAAGGUUGUCAAGAUUCUAAGGGGUUGGGGGUGGAAGAUUGGCAAGAAGAAGAGCAAGUCCUGA